Messenger RNA from Elephantulus edwardii (Cape elephant shrew), 561 nucleotides. RefSeq names its product testis expressed 36 (gene TEX36). Lineage: Eukaryota; Metazoa; Chordata; Mammalia; Macroscelidea; Macroscelididae. The record is from RefSeq and is a predicted model, not a curated record. Bases 1 to 561 code for a protein of 186 amino acids. The transcript has 4 exons.
AUGCCCAAAGGACAAUGCUUCAAGCCACCUUUAGACAAGGAUGGAAUAUGGUUCCCCCAUAUUGAACUCACACAGAAGACUCCAGAAUCCAUCACAAGAGCUACGCUGAAAGAGCCCCAUGGCCCACAUGCGAUCUGGCAGGUGGAAAGGAAGCUGCCACCCAUAUACAAAGUCCGUGAGAAGCAAGCAGUGAACAACAACUUCCCCUUCUCCGCCCAUGACAACCGACACAGCUUUAGGCACUGUGGACACUACUUUGACUCUGGUCUGGGACGUAAGAAGUUUUCUGAAGAAAUAAGGCAACACAUGUCAAGAAACUUCAAUCUUUGGGCAUGUGACUAUGUCCCAUCUUGUUAUGACGGAUUUUCAAACAACCAAAUAUCUUAUGUCUACAAGGAAGCCAUGGUGAUUCCAUAUUUCAGGCGCUUCCCAAGACAUCAUAGUGAAAUAUGGAGCACCUUUAAAUUUAUUCCUGAGAGAAAAUGUACAGACUUUUCAAAAAAGAAACCAAAAGUAAGAUUUGAGAUUGACAAAAAUAGAGCUUCUCCACUGGAUGUCUGA